This is a messenger RNA of Drosophila guanche, 1717 nucleotides long. Its product is annotated as ataxin-10. Gene Ontology annotation, biological process: neuron projection development. Bases 64 to 1323 code for a protein of 419 amino acids. The transcript has 2 exons. Gene Ontology annotation, cellular component: cytosol. NCBI's taxonomy places the organism in Eukaryota, Metazoa, Arthropoda, Insecta, Diptera, Drosophilidae. The record is from RefSeq and is a predicted model, not a curated record.
GUUAUCGCUCGUUCACAUGGUGGAUAUUUUGUUGUUUACAAUUUUUAAAACGAGUUUAAAGCAAUGUCCUUGCAGAACAACAAAAGCAACGAAAUCGUACAACGGAUUGUUAGCUUAGGCGUGACUGAAAAUGCGGAGGAAAUCACAGGCUUGCUCAAGAGCCUGCGCCUUCUGCUCACCAAAAGCAGCGCCGCCCAAGAGGCUGUGGCAGAGAAUGCUGAGUUUUCUAGUUUUAUAGAAUCGAUGGCGUUGAAUCCCCAGAUGCGCACCGAGCAGAGUACAAUCCACACACUUACGCUGCAGGUGCUGGCCAAUACUGUAGUGAACAAUGGACCCGCUCAGACACUCAUCUGGAGGCAGCAUGGCACUCGGAUUGCCGAACAGGCCUGUGCCGCUCCCUUGGGAAGCUCAAACAACGUCCUGCUCAUGAUCAUGUACAACAUCUACCUAAAUGGCCGUGGCCUGAUCAGCAAUGAGCUGGCUCUCCAGACAUGCCUCCGCUUGUGGCAGGCCAUCAACGAGGCAAAGUGCACCCUCAACUUUGAGUAUUUGCACUUCUUUCUGGAGAACUUUAUGGUGUCGAAUGGUCGAGUCUGUGUGGUCUGUUAUCAGCGUCUGAGCACCGAGGAGCGCAUAGCCUUUCUGGAUUAUGUGGCGCAUUAUCUGCGCGAGAACAGUCCGAACGGAAAGCUGGCCCCAUUCCUGCUGCAGCACUUUGCCAAGGAGUUUCGACUGAAGUCUGACUGCAUAUUGCGGGAAACGAUGAAGCUGCGCCACGAGCUACAUCCCCGGGAAGUACACACGCUGCUGCGCAUCAUAGCCAGUGUCAGCGGAUCCGAAGAGUAUGCUAACUUCUAUGCGGAAGAUCAGUCACUGUUCAUCAAUGUCAGCAGCUUGCUGCGCUGUGUGGUUGCAGCAGGUAAGGAGGCAGACGGUGGAGGGUUAGACAAGCCAAUGACCAAGCUGGAAGAGGUGGCCCUCACAUCCGGCGUGGAUGCGGAGUACGAAAAGAAGAUUUCCUACGAGCUGAAGACGCUCCUGGUGCGCUGCUCCGCCAAUUUGUUGUACGAGAACAAGGCGAACAAAGGCUACUGCAUUGACACACAGCUGCUGCCCACUCUGCUCGAGUGCACGGUGAUGGAUGCCCGCAAUCCUUUAAUGCGCGAGUGGAGCAUUUUGGCCAUACGCAAUGCCUGCAUCAACUGUCCAGAGGCUCAGCAGAUUGUCGCCGGCCUAACCAUGCAGGGUUCGGCACCCAAUGACCUCCUCAGCGAACUCAAUCUGGACAUGGGCGCCCUGCGCAUCACAGACAAACGCCAAUAGCCGAAUACCAGCCGAAUACCAGCACGCAACACAGAGAAAACAUACACAGACCAGACUAGACAGGCCAUUGGGAAGCGAGGCACGACCACUGGCUGGCCAACAAGUGGUUAGCUGUCUUUCGCACGACGUCAUCCGCCUGGCGUCCGCUCCUCCUUGCGUUGAGCGAUGCGCUAAUGGUAUGCCAAAAGAUCUAACAACAUUCAUAAACUCGUUGUCACCGUUUAAUGGCAUCGCAGGGCGCGUGCGGCGACUCGAGGGGCAACGCGAACGGACAUUCGAGCGAGCAUCCGCGAGCGCUGCUACAGCCAGAGCGGAUAUAAAAAUAGCUGCCCAUGUACCAUGCUCUGUGCACCAUUAAAAAAGAGAUGGCUAAAUUCAUCAAUUUCUAAAUUUA